AUGAACGAGGAUAGAUCAAAAAAGUUCGUGAUCAUCGGUAGCGGACCCACAGCUCUCGGAGCAGCAUAUCGACUCCAUGAAUUAAUCGUGAGCGGUCGGUUGCCAAAUUCUACUGAAGUACUAGUGAUCGAAAAAGAGGAUGAGGUUGGAGGUUUGGCACGUUCUGUGACCGAUCGACGAGGUUUCACAUGGGAUCUCGGUGUUCAUGUUACCGGGUUUUCUAAAUAUCAGAAAUUCACAAAUGUCAUUAACCGGGCAGUGAGUCAGUGGAACAAUGUGCCAAGAUGUGUAAAGGCUUACAUGAGGCAUAUAAUAAAGAACGAUGAUAAUGUGGAGGCGAAUUACAUUCCCUAUCCAGUACAGGAUUCCAUACCGUACUUCCCUGCGGGCAUUAAAAUGCAGUGUUUACAUGAGAUCUCGUCUACUUCCACGGCUACGGAUCUAGCUAGAAAUUUUGACGAGUUCACUUUAUACACUUUCGGACCUACCCUUCAAAAAGUAUUCAUCAAACCAUAUAAUGAGAAGGUGUGGACAGUGUCAUUGGCCGAAAUGAACUGUGCAUGGGUGGAGAACAGAGUACCUCGGACAAGUAUCGAGGAUUUGAAGAGAAGAUGUCAACUAACUCGCGGUGAGCUUGACGAAGAAGAGAAUAAGAAGGCCAAGUCAAUGUUUAGGUAUCCACGAGACUUCCGAGGUAUAGGAGAACUUUGGAAGACAGUCGCUUCUGAAUUACCAGCUCAUUGGUUCCGAUUAGGUUGUCCAGUUAUAGGAAUUGAUCCACGAAAGAAAGAGGUUUUGCUAGGUAACGGAUACGUGAUUGGGUAUGAUUAUGUGAUUUCAACGAUGCCAAUUGUGGAAUUAGGGCGAAUGUCCGGUCUCUGCCCAAAAAUUAACCUCCGCCAUUCGAAGGUGGUCCUUGUUGGAAUUGGAAUGCGACGACCACAGCCAGAAUUUACUGAACAACUAUCAUGGCUUUAUUUCCCGCAACCUGAUAUUAUUUUCUACAGGUGCACCUUUAUGUCGAAUUUCAACGAACGUCUCACUCCCAACGCGGCAUUGUUUUGGUCGGUGCUUGUAGAAAUCGGGAUGGCAAUCGAUGAACCCGUAGAUAAAGACACUAUUAUUGAGUCAACAAUUAGAGAUCUCAUCGAACAUGGAAUCAUCUACCCUACAAAUAGGAUUGAGUCAAAAUGGUUACAUGUACUACCUUAUGGCUAUCCAAUCCCCACACUAAACAGGGAUGAAGAGCUGAAGAACGUUCACAGAACACUUGAAAAUGAGCAUAUUUAUUCACGUGGGAGAACGACUAAUCUCAGAGAGAAAAGCAUGCUAAUGUUUCGAAGAUGUCCGGUAUUUGGAAGUUGGCGAUACGAGGUUGCAAACCAGGACCACAGCUUCACUAUGGGUAUAGACGUUGUGGACAAGAUUCUCUAUGGAACGGAUGAAACUGUUUGA
This is a messenger RNA of Necator americanus (New World hookworm), 1455 nucleotides long. RefSeq lists its product as uncharacterized. NCBI's taxonomy places the organism in Eukaryota, Metazoa, Nematoda, Chromadorea, Rhabditida, Ancylostomatidae. The record is from RefSeq and is a predicted model, not a curated record. The transcript has 12 exons. Gene Ontology annotation, molecular function: oxidoreductase activity. Bases 1 to 1455 code for a protein of 484 amino acids.